Cladophialophora immunda is the source of this 1891-nucleotide messenger RNA. RefSeq lists its product as uncharacterized. NCBI's taxonomy places the organism in Eukaryota, Fungi, Ascomycota, Eurotiomycetes, Chaetothyriales, Herpotrichiellaceae. Gene Ontology annotation, molecular function: oxidoreductase activity. The transcript has 5 exons. The coding region runs from base 693 to 1778 and encodes 361 amino acids. The record is from RefSeq and is a predicted model, not a curated record.
CGAUACCUCCUCAUAGGUACAUGGUACUCCGUCCUGUGACAGCUGUUGUACACCCAUCCCACAUCGCGAUGGUCUCUCUCCAUGCCAGCGAGUUCGCUAUCGUCUACUGACUGUGUCUGCGUCAACUCCAUGUUUAGUGUUCCGAAAGGGUCAAGCCGCCACCACCUCCCAGAUCGCUUUCAUCCUCCGACCAUGGGCUCCGUACCUAGUGCAGGCCACAGAUGUCAAUUCGGCUCGUGCUACCGGCAAGCGAUCAACGCAUGCCAAUGACUUGAAGACCAAUCAGCUCCCCAGCCAAGGGAGAUACAAAUUGCUGUAUCUGUCGGACCCCGUCGACCAUGCUUUGGCCCAGUGCUACUUACGUCCUCCAUCCUCAAUAUCUCCACAUCUCCUGACCGUGUACCCCGCCUUUCGACAGCCCUCGACCGAAUAAGGCUGCUUUGCAUCUCCAGUGACUGCGGGGCGCGACUCUAUGCAAUCGACUCGAGCUGCAGGGGGAGCAUGCCGAGGACUAAAGGAUGCUGUCCUGCAUCACAUGUAUCAUAGGCUGGCUCAACGCUAUAAAACCUCGUCUUGUGCUCCCUUGGGUGGCCUUGCUGCUUCCCCUUGGUCUUCUUAAUUGUCAGGAAAUCAACCUUCCCUUUGAUUUAGUCUCACCGUGAUCCUUGCACUGAACCACCGACGCAACCACCAUGACUACAGUAUCGAUUCCCAAACAACAGAAGGCUGCGGUCAAAGUUGGUGAGGGUGCUGAUUCCAAAGCCCCUGUCAAACAGGUCGAUGUGCCAACCCCUGGACCCAGUGAAAUCCUGGUCAAGAUCAACUGGACCGGUCUUUGCGCUUCGGACAAGUCCUUGAUCAAGGAUGAGUGGGCGUCGUUUGGUCUGUCAAUGCUGCCGGCCACAAAAGGUAUUGCCGGCCACGAGGGUGCAGGUGUUGUCGUUGCAGUUGGAGACGACAUGCAUCAUCGGUGGAAGGUAGGAGAUCGUGCCGGCAUCAAAUGGGUUUGGGGUACCUGUGGCGAGUGUGAGUUCUGCACAAACGGCGUCGAUGAGCUCCAUUGUCCGAACCAGAAGAACUCGGGCUUCAGCCAAGCUGGGACGUUCCAAGAAUACGCUUUGAGCGACGGACGAUAUACCACUCGCAUUCCAGAAGGCGUUACCGACGAGGAGGCUGGUCCUAUCAUGUGCGGAGGAGUCACGGCAUACACGGCUUGCAAGAGAAGCGCCGUGAAGCCCGGGCAGUGGAUUGUACUUCCGGGAGCUGGUGGCGGUCUCGGCCAUUUCGCAGUGCAAUAUGCUAAGGCUAUGGGUAUGAGGAUCAUCGCCAUCGAUGGUGGGGAUGAGAAACGCGAUCUUUGCAAACGGCUGGGCGCCGAAGAGUUUAUCGACUUCACAAAGACCCAGGAUAUCGCCGCCGAGGUCAUGCGAAUUACCAAGUACGGAGCCCACGGAGUCAUUGUCACGGCGGCCACAAAGGAAGCCUACGCCUCUGCACCUGGACUGCUUCGUCCAGGCGGCACCGUAGUUGCUGUUGGCCUGCCAAAGGAUCCAACAGUCCUCGCUGGUGCACCUCCCCUCAUGCUGUGCCUAAAGAAAUUGAACGUUGUGGGCAGCGUCGUCGGUACAUUGAAGGACGUUGAAGAAGCACUUGACUUCACCGCUCGGGGUUUGGUCCAUCCGAUCCUGACCAAGGGAACUCUGGAGGAUCUGGACAAGUAUAUCGAUCUCAUGGUUGCCGGCAAGCUUGCAGGCAGGGCAGUGCUUAAGGUGUCGUGAUGGGCGGUGUAUCAAAAUUAGUAUCCGCUAUUCAACAUUUGAAUGAAUGGAAGUAUAUACACCUCAUCUCGGACUGGGACGAACCCCAUUCUCUUCAUGUCCCGUGCUCCUCG